Molecule: messenger RNA, 5664 nt
Organism: Nymphalis io (European peacock)
Lineage: Eukaryota; Metazoa; Arthropoda; Insecta; Lepidoptera; Nymphalidae
Product: oocyte zinc finger protein XlCOF28-like
Exons: 13
Coding region: 273-2348 (691 amino acids)
Biological process (GO): regulation of transcription by RNA polymerase II
Cellular component (GO): nucleus
Source: RefSeq, a predicted model, not a curated record
AUAAAAUAAUAUUUGUGCAUUUUUAUAUAAAGCGAAAUGUUUUUAAGAGAUGUAGUUUCUAGUUAAAUAAAUUGGUGCUCAUUAAAAUUACACAUAAAUUGCAAAAAAUCUAACCUAUUUUUUGUUGUCAUUUGAUAAGUUUAUUAUUUUGUUAUAGGUAGUGUAUUUUUUAAUACUUUCUUUAAAUUCGUUUUAUGUGUGAUGACCAAUUGCAAUUAAAGGUCUAAGGCUGUAAGAUAAGAGUAUCAAAUGGAAUACAUAUUUUAAAAACCAUGUUUGUUUCCCAUGAAAAUACAAAUUCUAGCAAGAAAAAAUUUCAAAAGCCAAAUAUUUUGCGCAAAAGGUCUAACUUAUUAAAUAGGACAUCAAAUGUGAGAACUUCUAAUAAAACUGCAACUUAUGAAUCUCCAGAUGUUCAAUCGCUUCUAACCACAUCUUUUAUAAAUGAUCAAAAAAAUAGUGACAUAAACAUUAAGGUACCAGGAUGUAAAAAUAACAAAACAUUUGUGCCUAUCAAGCAUUCUGUUCAGAAAUCGAAAGUUGACAAUAAUAUAAUUAAAGUGGAAUUAGAUGCUGCUUCUAUAAAUCAAGCAAAUGUUGAAACAAAGAAUAUGAUUUAUUAUGGAAACAGUCCUUCUAGUAAUAAUGAGGAGAAUCAACACCAAACUUCUAUAAGUGUGGAGUCAUUGCUAAUGGGUGAAGUAGUCAGACAGAAUAUCCCUAUAUCAGAAAGUGAUCUCCAGCAGAAUAAAGAAAUAGAAAAUCAGAAUAAACCGAAAUGGUGUUUAGAUUUUACUCAAGACUCGCAGAAGAUUAUAAUUGAACAUUACGAUGGAUCCCAAUUUGAAGGUUUAUAUCUGGAUCAAAAAUCGGACAUUGUCAGCACAAUGGUUCCCUUAGCUGCCGUCUCGUCUUUACGUCAAGAUCCGCAGAUAGUGCAAGACGAAAACUAUACCCCUAUACCUUCAUUGACAAGUUUAGCCAGCGUGCCGUCUUUAGAUGAUUUCUCCAAAGCUGUUUCAUGUGAGGAUUUUAACUCUGUGGUCACUAUUCAGAAUGCAUCUACAAUGCCAUCUACAGAUCAAGACCUGAAUAACGUUGAUAAUUUUCCAUCCAUGACCACUAUACAAAAGAUUUCAAUGGAGCAGUUAAUUACUGCACCAGUCAGAUUUAAGUGUGAGAUGCCAAAUUGUAAUAAGGAGUUCAUGAGUGAGCAAAAGUUAAGGAAACAUAUGAAUUCACACAACAAAGAUAGCAUCACAAAACCUCCGAGACAGACGACGGUGGAGUGCCCCGUUAAGAGGAUUCAUGAAAAUGGACUGGAGGAGCCAUGUGGAAGGAUAUUUCAUGUUAGAGAUGAACUUGCAAAACAUUUAAAUGAAGAGCAUACUAUAGAAGAAGCUGUUUAUAGAUGUUUGGAAUGCAGUCGACGGUUCUUCUGGGCGUCGGGCCUGCGCGCGCACGCGCGUGCUCACGCCGUGCGCACGGGGCGCGCCGUGCUCGCGUGUCCGUGGCCGGGCUGCGCGCGCGUGUUCCGCCAGCCCUGCCGCCUGCGCGAGCACGCGCGCGCCCACACCGGCGACAAGCCCUACCCGUGCAGCUACCCGAACUGCGGCUGGUCGUUCCGCACGGCCAGCAAGCUGAUGCGGCACGCGCGGCGCCACACGGGCGAGCGGCGCCACGCGUGCGCCACGUGCGGGCGCGCCUUCCUGCGGCGCGAGCACCUGCGCGACCACGCCGCGCGCCACCACGCGCCGCACGCGCGCCGCCUGCACGCCUGUCCGCACGCAGAUUGUGAGCAAAGCUUCACAAAUAUGAGUUCGCUGUAUAUGCACAUGAAGAAGAUUCAUAGGAAGGAGCAAAACAAUACUCCUGAAACUCUAAAUAAGAUUGAAAAUCAAGAAUUACCAAAAGCGCCUUCAGAAAAUUUAUUUAUGGUCAGUUUAUUAGAACCAAAUUCACUCGAAUCCGUCGAAGAAGUGGGCGAUACAAGCGCAGCCGCCGUCGGCGAGGACGGUCACGCGGCGCGCACGCACUGCACGUGGCCGCUGGCGCGCGCAGAGCACUACCGGCACGCGCUGGACGACGACGGACAGGUUGAGCAAUCCGAAGGCUCCGAAAGUAACAUAUACACAGUGAGAAGUGACUUGUUCCUUCACGGGAACGUUUUGCACAACGAAGACAGCGAGCCGAUGUCGGGCUGCGUGCGCGCGGACGCGACCGCGCUGGACGCGGAGCUGCUGCUGGACGCGCCCUCCGUGCACCUCGACCAGGAGGAACUGUACACGGAUGCUGUCGACGAGUCUUCGUUCAGAGUGUUUCUUCUUAGCGGUGAGGAACUUGCAUAAUCGUCUAUUUAGAACCUUUCAACGACAUCGUUUGUUUACGUGUUAUAUCACUUCUAGCAGUGGCGGAUUUACAUAUUUUAUAUAGGUAGGCCAUGUAUUGUUCUCCUAAAGAAACAGAAUAGGGUAUAUUACGUUUAUUAUCGAAGUUAGAAAUGUAAACGAAAAAUGUUUGCUUAAAACCUCUUUCGGUUAUUCCUAAAUAAAUUAUUUAAAUUAAAUUCGCCGCUGACUUUUAGAGAUAACUGAUAAUAUAAUAACAUGUAAUAUAACUUCUCUUAUAUAACUUCACUAUCAAUGAGACACAAUAUAAAACGUGAUCACGACUGAAAUUCCUUCAUUUUAAGUUACAAAUAACGUUUAAUUUAGUUUAUACAAUUUUUUCUAAACCUUCAUAUUAUAUUUUAAUAAGAUAUAUAAGCGAUAUUCAUAAAACGUGAAAAACUUCAUACUAUAUAAAUGAAGUCAUACGUAUACCUUAGAUGUUUAGAAAUUACUUUAAACGAUGUAUUUAAAGGUCCAAAUCCGUAUUGAACUUUUUAAAUAAUCAUGUGUAAUAGCACUAAACGGUCUGAUUUAUGAAUAUUGUUUAGCGGACGUCUAGUUAAACACAGAUUUUUCUCUUUCUGUCAUCAUUGAUGUGACAUUUGAAAGAAGAAGAUGCAGCAUUGUUUCAUUAGUCAACUCCUAAAUAACAUUUAUUGGUAAAGCCGAAAUUGAUAAACUUUCGUUCAAAUAUGUGUUUAAUGUAAUGGUAUCACAAUAUAAUAAUACAUUAUAGUAUGCUAGAUAUCUUCUAAACGCCAAAUAGAAUUUGCCGCAGGGUUACCAUUUUAAUAAAAAAACACAUUUUUGAGUGACAUUUGUUAUUAACGUUUGUCAAAUUAUCAUCACACUAAUAUUAAUUGAAUGAUUAAUUAUAUACAUUGUAGUCUCUUGUUGACUGCGAUUAUAAUUUCUACAGAUUAUGAUAAAUAAAAUUAAUGAUUAUUUCUUAAACCUUAGGCAAGAUUUUAGGGCACUAAUUCUGCAUAUAAAGUUAUGUUGUAUAAAAUUUAUGUAAUUGUUAAAAACAAUUGCAAAAGCGUACACAACUAUUAAUUUGAUAUUAUUAGAAAUGUUUUUUUUUUUAUAGUGAUUAGUUGUAGUACUAAGUUUGGGAAAUUUUAAUUUGAAAUGCAAUAAGUUUAUACGUGAAAAUUAUACGAACCUACGGUACAAAUAUCUGUGCAUAUACGAAAUUAAUUAAUAAUUAAAUUUAGGGUGCAAUAAAUUUGUUUUUGUUGUUGAUUUUAGGCCAUUUUUAAAAUUUGAUUGUCUCAAUUUUUGAUCGUCAAAUAAUAUAAGUUAUUGAUAAUAAAAAAUAAAAUGUUUAAUAUUUACAUAUUGAAAAAUAAACACUGUUUUCAUUUAUAUGAUAUAUUAAAAUAGAUCAUAUAAACGUGUUAUUUUUACUUUCGACUGCUUAUAUUAUGUAAGUUAAAAAUAUCACACUUGCUCGAGGACGAUGAGAGUAAUUGAUCUCUACAUGCCUUCUAAAUUAAUCUUUAUGUAUAUUUCUAUAAUAGCAUAAUUUUGUAAUGUUUGUGAUACCGAUUUUUGAUAUAUAUAAUGUACAAUAUGUUACUAAGGUAAGUUUUUAGGUUAGGACUGUAGGUUAAGGUGAUUGUUAUCAGUUUGGAUAGUUUUAACUGACAUGACAAUCUAUUGUUUUUUUUAAUACGACUAUUUGAAUUAUCAACAUUCCGGAAGUACGCAACACUUAAUCGUAAUACUUUUUACAUGACUGCCUAAAAACAGUGUAAUGUUUUCAGGUUUCAUGUAUGCAUAUAGUUAUGCCUUAUAAUAUUUGGAUAUAUGGAGUAUCGUUGGAAUCCAUAUAUCAUCCCGAGUGAUACUGACUAUAAAUUAAUUAAUUCUUUCAGUCUUGUUUUGCCUUCUCGGUUUUUUCUUUAGGUAAAAAAUAGUUUUUACUUGAGAGCUAAUAAUGUAAGUAUGGUCAUGUUUUUUUAAUGUGAGCCCUAUUUGAACGCGAUGGGAGUAAAAAGGUAUUACUGCAACAUUUGAUUAACAUUUACUAUCACAAAAAAGUUACCCUUGUUCUAGCUUGCCAGAUUGUAUAGAGUACAAUUGUAGUUUAAUCAUAAUUUAUUUUUAAAAUGAGACACACUGGCAACAUUACCAAAACUAUAAUAUAGUUGAAGAAAUUAAAUUUAGUGUUGUGUAUCUCCGGGAUACUAAUAUGUACAUCUGAAUUGGUUUUUUUUUUAAAGUUGCUUUCACGUACACAGGGUACAGCAGAUAAAUACAAAGUAACUUUAUAUAAAUUACAUACUACAAAAUAAGUGUCACGGGAUACAUCGUAUGCAUUAGGAUAUACUAAUAACACUGUAAUGACAAUUAUAUGUCUUUUCAAAUUUUUCUAUUGACAUUUGACGUUAAUAAAAAAGGAGACGGGCGAAAAUUAGUCAAGAAGUUGCUAUAACGAAAUUUCGUCAAUCUUUUUUUUUUCUUAGUUUAAUAUUUUGAUGGAUUACAAUUGUAACAAAUAUUAAUAUAUAUUACUGAACUGAUCUCUGUAUAAUUUUUUAUUAUCAUUUAUUUGUCAAUUGUCAUCUCAUCAAACUUUGCUAAAUGUAUACUGUAUAAUCGGAAUUUCUGUGUAUAUUAAUAUAUUUAUAUAAGAAUCUGCGUGUAAGUUCAAGUUACUGUUAAGAACGCGGUAUGAUCUUAAUGACUCAUUCAAAAUGACUUUUAUUUAAGACGAUGUUUAAAUGAAAAAUAUUUGUUUCUUUUGUCUGUGAAACAAUCUACUCAUUGGGCAGACAUACAAGUUAUUUAGUUUUCGUAAUGAAAAUGAUAUUCCUUUUAAUGAAGUAGAAGUACCCUUUGUGUAACAUCAGGUCAAUUUUCGCUCGACUCCUUUAUAUUGAAUACUGGCUAGUCCACUAGAUUGUUGAGCCUUAACGUAUGCUUAGGUUUGUCAUGUUCAGCUUUAGUCAAAAACACAUCCAAGGAACGAGCCAAGUAACGCCUGCUAGGAUAAGUUUUAUUAUAUAGACGAAAAUUUAGUUUAAAAUUAUAUUGUAAAUAAGAAAUUAUAUUUUUGGAUAUACAAACAUAUGGUGAGAUGCUUAUUUUUUGAGACUGUUGUCCAAAAUCAACUUUUUGUUAAAAUUUAUUAUUAUCUAAAGUUACGUCUGCAGCUCCUUACUUGUUGUUAUUAAAAUAUUCGAAAGCAAGAUAUCGAUUGCUCGUAUUUUAUAUUUUAUUAUUAUAAAAUAGUCAAGGUUUAGUCAAUGGUCAUAGACAAAAAAAU